AUGUCACCGGCCUUCCCGACAUCCCACGUAAUCGAACGGCUCGUCAGGCAGACACUGAAAACUACUGCCAGGGUUGCUGUCUUCCAGGUACUUGUGUCCGAGGUUGUGGACUACUCCACUUUCAAAGAUACUGAGGAUUGCAACAAAACUCUGUUAAUUCUAGGACCACAAGGACCACAAGGGCCACCCGGCAAGCCUGGCCGUCCCGGUAAGGACGGCGCCCCGGGAGCACCAGGAAACCCAGGAAGACCUCCACAGGAACCUUGUGAGCCUAUCACUCCACCUCCUUGUCCUGCUUGUCCGCCGGGUCCGGCCGGAAAACCUGGGCCACAAGGACCGCAGGGCAACCCCGGUUCCCAAGGACCAGUGGGCGAGAAGGGACCCGACGGAUCGAGAGGACCACCUGGAACAAAAGGAAUGCAGGGACCACCUGGACCUCCUGGCAGUCCCGGUCCUAUGGGCGAGCAAGGAGAGGCUGGGAAGAGCGACGAGCCAAAGCCUGGUGCAAACGGCGAACAAGGACCACCUGGUCCACCUGGACCACAGGGAGAAAUGGGUCCACCUGGAAAGGAUGGCGAACCUGGUAUGGACGGCGAGAAAGGAUCGGACGGCAUCCCCGGAAAGCCUGGAAACGACGGAGAAGAUGGACCUCCAGGACCUCCUGGAAUGGAUGGACGACCUGGAGAGCGCGGAAUCUGUCCGAAGUAUUGCGCACUGGACGGUGGUGUCUUCUUCGAGGAUGGAACAAGACGUUAA
Necator americanus (New World hookworm) is the source of this 756-nucleotide messenger RNA. RefSeq lists its product as uncharacterized. Bases 1 to 756 code for a protein of 251 amino acids. The transcript has a single exon. The record is from RefSeq and is a predicted model, not a curated record. Lineage: Eukaryota; Metazoa; Nematoda; Chromadorea; Rhabditida; Ancylostomatidae.